UGUUUUUACUUCUUCCUCUGCUUCAUCUUCCAAAUCACAAGAAACAACCAGUAGUGAUGUCACUUCCGGACCUUACCAGGAUCGUACUACUAUCCAAAGAGUCACUCCUACUGCUACAAAAACAAAUGAACAAACUACAUUGGUUACUGUAACUUCCUGUGAAUCCCAUGUGUGUACCGAGUCUGUAUCAUCGGCUAUCGUUUCUACAGCCACAACUACGGUUAGUGGCGUGGCUACAGAAUACACUACAUGGUGUCCUAUGUCUACCACAGAGCCAACAAAACCAACUACGUUGAUUACAGUUACUUCUUGCGAAUCUGGUGUCUGUUCUGAGACCGCCUCUCCUGCCAUCGUUUCUACCGCUACGACCACUGUUAGCGGCGUCGCUACUGAAUACACUACAUGGUGUCCUAUGUCUACCACAGAGCCAACAAAGCAAACUACUUUAGUUACAGUUACUUCUUGUGAAUCUGGUGUCUGUUCCGAGACCACCUCUCCUGCCAUCGUUUCUACCGCUACGACUACUGUUAGUGGCGUCGCUACUGAAUACACUACAUGGUGUCCUAUGUCUACCACAGAGCCAACAAAGCAAACUACUUUAGUUACAGUUACUUCCUGUGAAUCUGGUGUCUGUUCCGAGACCACCUCUCCUGCCAUCGUUUCUACGGCCACAACUGUCGUCAAUGACGCUGUUACAGUGUACACCACAUGGUGUCCAUUAACAACCAGUACUACUACAGUUAGCGCCAGUGUUACCACCGGCGUUACUAGCACCCCUGCCAUUCCUGAAGCAACCGAAACGGAAACCACAACCCACGGCAACGGCAAUGGUGUAUCUUCGAUUUCGGGAUCUGGUUAUGUUGAAGGACAUAYUACCGCUACCAAUGAAAUUUCACAUGUAAAUGGUGCUUCUUCCGUGUUGGCAACUGCCAACACCGAGGUACYUGCAAGUUCCAACUUGAGCACUGUCUCACAACAACCUCGUAGCACUUCCACAAGCGGCGUGCCAGCAUCUAGCACCGCCUCUCUAGAAAUGUCCACCUACGCUGGUAUUGCCAACGGACUACUAGCCAAUAGUGGUCUGAGUGUUUUCAUUGCCUCAGUAUUAUUGGCAAUCAUUUAA
This is a messenger RNA of Saccharomyces eubayanus, 1123 nucleotides long. RefSeq lists its product as uncharacterized. The transcript has a single exon. The annotation marks the transcript as partial. The record is from RefSeq and is a predicted model, not a curated record. NCBI's taxonomy places the organism in Eukaryota, Fungi, Ascomycota, Saccharomycetes, Saccharomycetales, Saccharomycetaceae.